GGAAAAGCCAUUCGCUGUCGGGCCUUUCCUUGUUCAAGACUCCUAGUAUGUCUGUUGUGAGUGUUGUUGGGGAUGGGUGAUGUGCCCCUGCUGCUGCAGGGGUCAUGACAAACUGGCAACUUGAAUUUGGAUGACGUGCUGGCCACUCGCCCUGCUCGUUUUCUUUGGUGCUGGCCUGGCCUAGCCUGGUCGGUGAGGAUAUUUGGUGGCUGAUUGGAUAGGGAAAAAGAAAAGAAAAGAUGAUAUAUUUGGUGAUAUGAAUUUGUCGUCCUAACCUGCCUAGCCUGUACCUCUGUCUUCUCACGCAAAGGCCAGCAAUUCCAUUUCUUGAUCAUCCAUGUCGUCGAUGGGUGGUGGUGAGGUUGGGACGCCGAGGGGCCUGGCGCGCUCCUCCUCUGGCGUCUGGUGGAAGCUCGGCGAUGCAGCAGCCGCCUCGGAUGCGUCAUCGGAGGUGGAGCGGCGGCUGCGCGGCAUCGCCGAGGAGGAGGCCGCCGUCAGGGCCCGCGUGGAGAGGCGCCACGCCGCCGCCCCCGCCGUCCGCCGCAGGAUCGCCGCCGCUUCCAUGGGCCUUGAGGCGGUGGCGUUGGUGUACGGCCUGUGGACCGCAGCAAGGAGGCGGGGCAACAGCAGCAGGAGGUUGAAGCUUCUCCAUCUGCUGCCUGCGCUCGCCGUACCCGCCAUGGCCACGCUCGUGCUCGCGGCGUUCGCACGAUUCAGGAGAACGUUGGAUGGGCGGGACCAGCAGCAUCUUGAGCGCCUCCGAACAGAACGCAAGGCAAAGAUUGGCAGCUUCAGGGGAAGCCACCACAACCUGCAAAAGCUCAUCGAGAAGUAUGAUCCCGAUGAUGCCGCUGACAGCAGUAACAACAGCAGCGAUGCUGCUGCUACCAAGAAGAAGCUCAAGAGGACGCACUCGCGGUUGAGCUUCCAUGUCGGAGACGAAUGAUGAACUCAAAAAAUUAUUCCAUCGGUUGUAAUGCAUGCAUGGCUACGAGCACUACUUGUUCGUUCCUCACUUGUAAUCUUCAGCGUGUACGUACGUCCUAUGCGCUUUGUGUUGUGUCAUCAUCUAUCGUCUCUUUGCAUUGUGUAGGAUGGAGUGCAGGAUGGAUAAUGUAAACAUGAUAUAUUAUUGCCAUUCACUAUUCGAACGAAUGAAUGGAUGGAUGUAUACUUGGGGUACA
This is a messenger RNA of Setaria italica (foxtail millet), 1184 nucleotides long. RefSeq lists its product as uncharacterized. The coding region runs from base 338 to 946 and encodes 202 amino acids. NCBI's taxonomy places the organism in Eukaryota, Viridiplantae, Streptophyta, Magnoliopsida, Poales, Poaceae. Gene Ontology annotation, cellular component: endoplasmic reticulum tubular network. Gene Ontology annotation, biological process: endoplasmic reticulum tubular network organization. The transcript is spliced from 3 exons. The record is from RefSeq and is a predicted model, not a curated record.